AUGAGGUUGAACAACGACAGCAGCACUUUUGCCGUUGUUGGUUCUGACAGUACUAUCACCGAAGGAUCUGAAGCUGAUGCUUCAGGUAAAUUCUCAAUCAGAAACGGCCAUCUACUCUUAAACCAUCUCGGCAUUUUUUUUUUUGCCAUCCCAGAAGGCGCUUCAUACCUCUUUUCCACACACAAGGGUGAAAGUGCGGUAGAAAUUACUAUCAGAGCAACGGCCCCUAACGGCCAGACGGUUCCUGAUUUCCCUCCACCUGGUGUUGACAAGGAUAUCAGCAGCGCCAACGAAACCUCAGCCUUUGACACUUCGACCAUUGCGCAAAGUACGACAGCCAGCGCCACAGCGAUUUCUCAAACCUCAGAUGGCCAAAUCGUUGCUAUCCAAACCGAAAACAGUGCUCCAAAGGCUGCUGUGGGUUUGGGAGCCAGUAUCGUUGCUGCUGUUGCCGCUUUAUUGCUUUGA
Molecule: messenger RNA, 468 nt
Organism: Torulaspora globosa
Lineage: Eukaryota; Fungi; Ascomycota; Saccharomycetes; Saccharomycetales; Saccharomycetaceae
Exons: 1
Coding region: 1-468 (155 amino acids)
Source: RefSeq, a predicted model, not a curated record